AGGGCGGGGGUACGGCUCCAUUCGAGGCAGGUCUGUCUGGAAGAGCAGCCGGGUUCCUCCUUCCUUCCACUCACUCACUCACUCACUCACCCACUCGAGUGCGCCGCUUUUGUCUUGCUCUGACCCUCUCGCUCCUUGCAGUCAGGGGCCCGCCAUGCCAUUCUCAAACAGCCACAACCUCUUGAAGAAGAACUACUCCGCCGAGGAUGAGUACCCAGAUCUGAGCGCCCACAACAACCAUAUGGCUAAAGUGCUGACCUUGGAGCUGUACACCAAGUUGCGGGAUAGAGUGACUCCAAGCGGAUUUUGUGUGGACGAUGUGAUUCAGACUGGGGUGGACAACCCAGGUCACCCCUAUAUUAUGACAGUCGGAUGCGUAGCUGGUGACGAGGAGUGUUAUGAUGUGUUCCACGAACUAUUCGACCCCAUUAUUGAGGACCGACAUGGAGGCUACAAGCCUUGUGAUCAGCACAAGACGGACUUGAAUCCUGAUAACUUGCAGGGUGGUGACGAUCUGGACCCCAACUAUGUUCUAAGUUCCCGUGUCCGAACUGGUAGGAGCAUCCGUGGCUUCUGCCUCCCCCCUCAUUGUAGCAGAGGAGAGAGACGUGCUAUUGAAAAGCUUUCUGUGGAAGCUUUGGCUAGCCUGGAAGGGGACCUCAAUGGGAAGUACUAUGCGCUGAAAAACAUGACAGAUGCUGAGCAGCAGCAACUCAUUGAUGAUCACUUUUUGUUUGACAAGCCUGUCUCUCCUUUGCUCUUGGCCUCUGGAAUGGCACGGGACUGGCCCGAUGGCCGGGGCAUUUGGCAUAAUGACAACAAGACCUUCCUUGUCUGGGUGAACGAGGAAGACCACCUUAGAGUUAUUUCCAUGCAGAAAGGUGGGAAUAUGAGGGAAGUUUUCAACCGCUUCUGUACAGGACUAACACAGAUUGAAACACUCUUCAAAUCCAAAAACUAUGAAUUUAUGUGGAAUCCCCACCUUGGCUACGUCUUGACCUGCCCAUCCAACCUGGGCACAGGUCUCCGCGCAGGUGUCCAUAUUAAGCUGCCCAACCUUGGCAAGCAUGAGAAAUUUGGUGAAAUCCUCAAGAGGCUGAGGCUGCAGAAACGUGGCACAGGUGGUGUGGACACAGCUGCUGUGGGAGGAGUGUUUGAUGUCUCCAACGCCGACCGUCUUGGAUUCUCCGAGGUGGAGCUGGUACAGAUGGUGGUUGAUGGGGUGAAACUGCUGACCGAAAUGGAGAAAUGCCUUGAGAAGGGGCAGUCCAUUGACGACCUCAUGCCCGCUCAGAAAUGAAAAGCACUUUAACAUCCCAGCACCCCCCAUGCUUCUUCCUAACUUAUUGGAUGAAUAAUACAACAAAUGAGGAAAAAAACCCAUGAGCUGCUCCAAUCAAAACGUGGAGUCAACAGAGAAAUCCCCACUUAGUAACACUUGUAGAAAGUCUUCCAUCCAUAUGUGUUAGAGUUUAUUUUUUUGAUGGCUAAAAUGUCACAGAGAAACUGAAAUAAAACCAUUGUUUGGCCUGA
This is a messenger RNA of Anolis sagrei ordinatus, 1533 nucleotides long. It is a transcript of the gene CKB, whose product is annotated as creatine kinase B. Gene Ontology annotation, biological process: phosphocreatine biosynthetic process. Gene Ontology annotation, molecular function: creatine kinase activity. Lineage: Eukaryota; Metazoa; Chordata; Lepidosauria; Squamata; Anolidae. The record is from RefSeq and is a predicted model, not a curated record.